Chondrus crispus (carragheen) is the source of this 704-nucleotide messenger RNA. RefSeq lists its product as hypothetical. Gene Ontology annotation, cellular component: ribosome; large ribosomal subunit. The transcript has 2 exons. Gene Ontology annotation, molecular function: structural constituent of ribosome. Gene Ontology annotation, biological process: translation. Lineage: Eukaryota; Rhodophyta; Florideophyceae; Gigartinales; Gigartinaceae. The record is from RefSeq and is a predicted model, not a curated record. Bases 1 to 210 code for a protein of 69 amino acids.
AUGCCGCGUCCGGGCAAGACUCACCAGGGAGCAGCUGCGCGCUUUGUCGUCGCCGAGGGCCGCUAUCAGAAGGGUAAUGUUUUUCGCCAUCGUGCCGGAAAAGCGCACCUCAACACAAAAAAAAGCUCUUCGAGACUUCGCAGACUCAAGCGGACUACUCUUGUAAGCAAGAGCCAGGUAAAAUCUAUGCUUCGCCUUCUUGGUAGGUAGAAGUCCAUAUUUGAAGCUCAUUCGAUCUGAUCAGGAUCUUGCAGAUCCGAAUGUCAUCGCUUGGCGAUGCUUUCGUGCGCCCUGGAAACUAUGCAAGUCUUCGCGAAGGGAUGCGAGUAGCUACGGGUAUCGAUCACAAGCCCUAUCCCAUAUGAUUGUCGUACUGCCGCCGCCCACGUGUCCAAAGUCAGAUUACUAGUACAAGAUGGCCUUCUUCACACGUGCGGGGGGACUAAGCGAUCUUCAAGACGAGAUGGGAUGCGAGUACUGCGCGUGAUGGGUAAAUUUCUGUGUUUACAGUCGACGUCUGCUGGGACUGUUGCUCACUCGCAUAGUUGGGCAAGGGCAAAGGUCGGCAAUUAAGUGGGAGUGCGAAAGUGUGGUGCAGAAGGUCCUGCGUUCUAUUUGGUGAGCUGACCGCGGAGGGGCAAGUCGAUAUACGGAAAAAGGUCUGACGAAAGCCGUCUUCGUAAACACAGAGCGCUCUGCAAAAA